Molecule: messenger RNA, 735 nt
Organism: Lichtheimia ornata
Lineage: Eukaryota; Fungi; Mucoromycota; Mucoromycetes; Mucorales; Lichtheimiaceae
Exons: 1
Coding region: 1-735 (244 amino acids)
Molecular function (GO): iron ion binding; oxidoreductase activity, acting on paired donors, with incorporation or reduction of molecular oxygen; L-ascorbic acid binding
Source: RefSeq, a predicted model, not a curated record
AUGGCGGAGGACGACAGCUCUUUCAGUCUUUUCGACGAUCUCACAGCUGAUGAGCAACUUCUAAAUCAGCAACGGCAACAAUGCAUGGGUGAAAAGACAAUCGAACGAUUACAGCAAUUGCCCAGUGACCCAUGUCGACGUACUCUUCAAGAGAAUCGGCUUGUUUUCAGUCAUGGUCGACAAGAUCGCUUUCAAGUUCCUCAAAAGACAACACAGUUGUUUACACCCGAUGAAUGUAACGGUAUCCUGGAUACAUGUCGCAACAUGGUUGGCUGGACGACUCAACGGCAUUCGGCUUUUCCAACAAUUGAUAUUCCAAUCAAGGAGACGGCGUUGGCGUACCUUGGUGACAUGAUCAAACAACGCCUCUUUCCGAUGCUCGGGGACCAUUUUGGGUUUGAUGCAUGCAGGGAUCUUGCUUUUCGUGACAUCUUCAUCGUCAAGUAUUCAUCAUCAUCUCAACGCGGGUUACAAGCACAUACCGAUGGAUGUUUGAUGAGCUUCAAUGUCUUGCUAAGUCACCCGGAUGACUUUGAUGGUGGUGGUACUUGGUUUGAAUCCAUUGACAGCGUCGUACAACUGGCUCAAGGAGAUUGUGUGUAUCACGAUGCCCGCAUCAUGCAUCAAGGCAUUGACAUUACACGAGGCGAACGAUACAUUCUGGUGGGCUUUGUAGAUACAGCUGAUACGAUAACCAAAGAUGCUCGUGCUAUUAGAGAUAGGCAGCACAAAUAA